Messenger RNA from Lycium ferocissimum, 534 nucleotides. RefSeq lists its product as uncharacterized. The record is from RefSeq and is a predicted model, not a curated record. NCBI's taxonomy places the organism in Eukaryota, Viridiplantae, Streptophyta, Magnoliopsida, Solanales, Solanaceae. The transcript has a single exon. Bases 1 to 534 code for a protein of 177 amino acids.
AUGCAACAUAUUGUUUGUAUUGUUAUUUAUUUAAAGAUAGUAGCAUUCAUCAAGGUGGAGGUGAUGUAUUUUCGACCAUUGGGUUUAAGAGUUGGAAUAAAAAGAAAAGUUUGUGGAUACACGUUGGUAAGCCAAAUAGCAUUCAUAAUCAGGCAAAAAAAAAGAGUUGAAGAUCUAAGUCGACAACAACAGUCUAUUAUAUCUGCAUUUGGGAGGGAGCAAUAUGAUCAAUUUAAGCAUGAGUACUGGCUUCGCUUAACUGCUUCAAUUGAUGUAGUAAGACUUCUUGUGAAUCAAGGAUUUGCAUUUCGGGGUCAUGAUGAGUCUAAAUCAUCACUUAAUAGGGGUAAUUUUCUUGAAAUUCUCUCAUGGUAUGCGAAACACUGUGAUAAAAUUCAUGAUUAUGUAUUGGAACAUGCCCCUCAGAAUGACCGAAUGACCUCUCCAAUGAUUCAAAAAGAUAUUGUGACUGCAUGUAAGAUAGAGACCAUCAAAGCUAUCAUUGAGGAAUUAAAUGGUGACUACUUUGCCUGA